Entrophospora sp. SA101 is the source of this 1290-nucleotide messenger RNA. NCBI's taxonomy places the organism in Eukaryota, Fungi, Glomeromycota, Glomeromycetes, Entrophosporales, Entrophosporaceae. The record is from the annotation of a GenBank genome assembly.
AUGAUACUCAAGAAUUUUCUUCCAUUCUUGAUAAAUCAACAAUUUAAAUCUAAAAUUAUCAUUAAAAAAGUAACAAAAAGAAACUUAUUGACAUGUGUUCAAAGAACCAAACCUCAACCUUUUCCCAUUACUACUCCUAAUGCAGCAACUAACUCAAAUUUGAUAAUUGUUCAAAAAAGAAUGAAGGGUGGUGCAAAGCAAGUAAAGAAACCAACAUCAAUCACUCAAAAAACUAAAAGCUACAAAAAACCAAAAGUUUCUGAGGCACAAGCAACUAUUGAUUCAUCUUCAAUCCAUAAUGAAAAAUUUGCCAAGAAUUUGCCAAUAGUUGAAUUGGAAGAAAUGUCAUCUGAGGUUUUUGUAGAAGAAAAUAUUGGUAAAGUUUACAAAUUUCCAGAUCAAAUAAUUUCUAAAAUUAAAACUUUUGGAUUACCUGGAAUACAUCCUUCUUUGAUGAUUCGAGAAUCUUCAGUGGGAUUGAUUGAUAUUCUUAAAAAAGCAUCAGAAAAUUCUAGUUUAAAAUCAAGAUACAUUUUAGCUGGACCUUUAGGCUCUGGGAAAAGUGCAUUGUUACUACAGGCUAUCAAUUAUGCACUUUGCAAUUCAUGGGCUAUUAUUUAUAUCCCUGAUGCUAUUAAGAUUGUAGAUAGUAGAUAUCCUUAUUCUAAAGCUUUAGUGGGCGAAGAAUAUGUUCAGCCAACAUUGGUUUCUUUAUUGUUGAGUCAAAUUAAGAAAGUCAAUCGUAUAAUUCUAGAAAAUAAAUUAUUGGAAAUUGGAAUUAAAGAUAUUCAUCUUUCACAAAAGGUUUUCGAAAGUUUCUUAAAAGAACUUUCAAAUAAUGAGAGAUUUUCAGUUUUACUGGCGGUCGAUGUAGUAAACGCUUUCUAUACCAAUUCCGAAUACACAGAUAACAAUGAUAAAAAAUUAGAAUCUAAUAAAUUAUCAUUACCUCGUUCAAUUAAACCAUUAGAAGAGGCACUUAACAUUAGUGAGUCAUCAGUGUGGAAUCCUCGUUCACCCACAAUAUUACAAUAUACAAAAGAUUUACAACGAUUUGAUGUCAAAAUGUAUACUCAGAAGGAGGCGAAGGGCAUUUUAGAUUAUUAUUAUAAUACUAUGAUCAAAUCAGAUCCAAAAGAUUCAUACUUUCUUAAACAAUAUUUUCUUACGAAUGUAGCUAGAGCAGAAAAGUCUUCAAAAUCUUAUGGAUAUACAUUAACAUCAACUGCAUCUGUAACUUCAGCAUCAUUAUCAUUAUCAUUGAAAGCAGCAAAAGUAAUAUAUAGGUAA